This is a messenger RNA of Oldenlandia corymbosa var. corymbosa, 1266 nucleotides long. NCBI's taxonomy places the organism in Eukaryota, Viridiplantae, Streptophyta, Magnoliopsida, Gentianales, Rubiaceae. The record is from the annotation of a GenBank genome assembly.
AUGGCGAUUUCCUCUGCGGGUGUUCCGUUGAGCCGGUCCUGCGAUGACAUUUCGAGCCUUCCUGGAAGCGCUGGUGCGGCUACUAGUGGCGGUGAUAUUAGCAGUAAUUUCGCCGACCACCAGCAACCGAGGCGGAGACCGGUCAAGAGGACUUGCUCUGCGCCGGCUCGCCAGCAGUCCUUCAGUCGUGAUAUGUGCCACGCUGCGGCCGAGACUUAUUUGCUCACUAGUCUCAGUUUCACGCUUCUUAGCUACCUUGGGGUAGGUUACCGGUGGAUCACUAGACUUCUAGCUCUUGCACUUUAUGCCAUGUUGCUCAUGCCAGGCUUUCUCCAGGUUGCUUUUUGUUACUUCUUUUCAAGCAAUGUGCGUAGGAGUGUUGUUUAUGGAGAGCAACCGAGGAACAGGUUAGAUCUGUAUUUACCACCAAGCCUUGAUGGUCCCAAGCCUGUCGUAAUAUUUGUAACUGGUGGAGCCUGGAUUAUUGGAUACAAAGCCUGGGGUUCUUUCUUGGGGCUGCAGUUAGCUGAAAGAGACAUCAUAGUGGCAUGUCUGGAUUACAGAAAUUUUCCACAAGGGACAAUCAGUGAUAUGGUAAAAGAUGUUUCUCAAGGCAUUUCAUUUGUUUGCAAUUAUAUCAGCGAAGUUGGAGGUGAUCCAAACAGGAUUUAUUUGAUGGGCCAAUCAGCUGGCGCGCACAUUUCUGCCUGUGCUCUUGUAGAGCAGGCAAUCAAAGAAUCUAAAGGAGAAAGUGUUUCCUGGUCUAUCUCUCAGAUAAAAGCCUAUUUUGGCUUAUCAGGGGGGUAUAAUCUAAUAAACUUAGUUGACCACUUUCAUGCACGAGGCUUGUACAGAUCCAUCUUUUUGAGUAUAAUGGAAGGAGAGCAGUCUUUAAAACAGUUUUCACCUGAAAUUCUUGUACAGGGAUUGAGCUCACAAAAUUUAGCUUCUUUGCUUCCUCCUGUAAUUCUUUUCCAUGGCACUUUAGAUAGUUCCAUACCAUCAGAUGCAAGUAAAACAUUUGUAGAUGCUCUCAAGAGAAUUGGGGCUCAAGCAGAGUUGAUUCUAUAUGAAGGAAAGACUCAUACAGAUUUGUUUCUCCAGGACCCUUUAAGAGGUGGCAGAGACGAACUGUUUGAGUAUGUGGUUACAUACAUACACGCAGAGGACCAAGAAGCUCUUGCAAAGGAUGCGUUGGCUCCUCCAAGGAGGCGGCUUGUCCCAGAAAUAUUGUUGAAAUUGGCAGGCAGAGUUAGUCCCUUUUAG